Ruditapes philippinarum (Manila clam) is the source of this 886-nucleotide messenger RNA. Its product is annotated as ribosome-binding protein 1-like. The transcript has 15 exons. Bases 221 to 886 code for a protein of 221 amino acids. The record is from RefSeq and is a predicted model, not a curated record. NCBI's taxonomy places the organism in Eukaryota, Metazoa, Mollusca, Bivalvia, Venerida, Veneridae.
UAUGUUUACAUUAGGAGAUUUAUGUCUUAACUGAAUUCAUCGAAAACGAAAGAGGAAGGUUAAUUAUCUGAGAUCGUCACAUAGUGGUGGUGUGCGAUUGAACACAGUUUAACAAGAGUUUCACGAUUCUAAAGACUUUAUUUUUGAUAUUAGAAGGGCAUCUACAGACGUUUGCUGAAACAAAUAACUGAUUUAAUCAGUUUCAAAGAAAACGUGACAAAUGGAAUCGGAACAGGAAAAUGGGACGAAUAUCCAAAAUACAGAUGUACAGGGAAAAUCUGCUACAGAAAUGACACAAAAUCAAGGCGCAGAUACAGGUGCAGAAGAAAAGUCUGCAGAAAGAACUCCAAAAAAAGCGGAGGACACCCCUGACAAUAAAAUUGAUUCUCCUGUGACACCAGCAAACAAAAAUGCGGAUACCGAUGCAGAAGAAACAUCUGCAGAAAGAACUCUAAACCAAGCGAAGGACAUCGCUGAUAAUAAUAUGGAAUCUUCUGUGACAACAGCAAAAGAAGAUGUAGUUGCAAAAGGAGAACCUACAGAAUUACCACCAAACCAAGGAGAUGGCACGCCUAACGAAGCCUCGAAAGAAGAGGAUGGAACGCCAGACAAAACAGUAACUGCUGGUGCAGCCUCAAACAAAGACACAGAUCAAGGUGCAGAGAAAGAGACUUCAGAAACACAAAAACAAGGGGGGGAUACAGUUGCAAAUGGAGAAGCUACCAAAAUAACACCAAACCAAAGUGCGGAAACCGCUGCAGAGAAAACAUCUGCAGAAAGAACUCUAAAGCAAACCGGAGACACAGAUGCAAUAUUUAAACCGAACCGAGGGGAUGACACGCCAGACAAUAAAUUAACUGCUGAUGCAGCCUCAAAUGAGGAGUAA